Molecule: messenger RNA, 570 nt
Organism: Didymosphaeria variabile
Lineage: Eukaryota; Fungi; Ascomycota; Dothideomycetes; Pleosporales; Didymosphaeriaceae
Gene: imp3
Product: U3 small nucleolar ribonucleoprotein imp3
Exons: 2
Coding region: 1-570 (189 amino acids)
Biological process (GO): rRNA processing
Cellular component (GO): small-subunit processome; small ribosomal subunit; Mpp10 complex
Molecular function (GO): rRNA binding; snoRNA binding; structural constituent of ribosome
Source: RefSeq, a predicted model, not a curated record
AUGGGUCGCAAGCUCAAGCAUCAUGAGCAGAAGCUCCUUCGAAAGGUGGAUUUCAAUACGUACAAAUCGGACAACCAGCACCGCGAGCAUGAAGUCAUGCGCACAUACGGCAUUCAGAAGCGCGACGAUUAUACCAAAUACAAUAGAUUAGCAGGAUCUUUGCGACAGCUAGCUCAUAAAUUGGCGGCACUCGAGCCGAACGACGAGUUUCGACGGAAGCACGAAGAGCUCAUGCUCGAGAAGCUAUUUACAAUGGGCAUACUGGGAACGGGCGGGUCAGGUCGUGGAAAAUUGUCAGAUGUGGAGCACAAAGUCACAGUUUCAGCCUUCUGUAGAAGAAGGCUACCUGUUGUUAUGACCAAGUUGCGCAUGGCAGACAACGUCACGGCUGCCAUAAAGUUUAUCGAACAAGGCCAUGUCAGAGUCGGUACGGACGUUAUUACCGAGCCGGCCUAUCUGGUCACUAGGAAUAUGGAAGAUUUCGUGACGUGGGUGGACUCGUCCAAGAUCAAGAAGAACAUCAUGAAAUACCGUGAUCAACUCGACGACUUCGAAUUGGAGGCGCUAUAA